Molecule: messenger RNA, 996 nt
Organism: Colletotrichum truncatum
Lineage: Eukaryota; Fungi; Ascomycota; Sordariomycetes; Glomerellales; Glomerellaceae
Molecular function (GO): protein dimerization activity
Source: RefSeq, a predicted model, not a curated record
AUGAACACGACCGCGCAAGAUAACGUUACACUUGGUCCGACAGUGACUGUGCCAUCGGAGACAGUUCCGGGGAAAAAGCCGCCUAAGAAACGCAUCCGAAACUUUACAGCUGACGACCGAGCUGCGCACCGAAUCUUUGAGAAGGGUCGUCGCGAGGCCUUCAAAGAGCGGUUGAUUGAACUCGCCGGCCAGCUCCCUGCCCUUGCAGAUGCGGACCCCCAACGCUUGUCGAAACAUGUCGUGAUCGACGAGAGCAUCGCGCGCCACAAACUUUUGGAAAGUCGAUGUGUCGGGGCACUGCGAGGCAUCCAGUCAUUGAUUCAAGAGCGUGAUGAGUUGCUGGCCGAGGUGAAUAACUGGAGAAGUUCUACCGGUACCUCUUUGCGGCAGCCUAGACCUAUCGUCAUCAACGUCGAUGGCCUUAUAGAAACCGAAAAGGAUACCCAGCGUCGCGCAUCUGCCGUGCGUGUAAGCCAAAGCCAAACUACAAGAAGAAGCUCCGAACAGUCUGGAGGCCCUUCUGAGGAGGCGUUCCAAGCCGCAGUACCGACCGAGUGGGACCAGCCGGAUGAAACGGCACAUAUACCUCGAGUCCUCCCGUCAGAGCCUAUCCAAGAUGUAUCUGCUGCCUCUGAACUUAAUGGCCUCUUAAUUGACUCCUCCUGGCCACAAGUCACGCAGGACCGGCCGGUCACGUUUUCUGUAGAACCAGCCAUGGAAGCCUUGGCUCUCCCGGGUCAACAAUCAAUGCAAUCCGAUGCCCAUUCGGACCUUUUGCCUGCUUCUAAACCGGGCGUGAACAAUUACCAACUACUGGAAAAUAUCAAUACCCAGCAAGACUUGUACCGAGAUAUUCAAUCCAUGGAGUAUACUGCUACGAAUAUGUCAUUCGAGACAUCCCAUGUACCACCCUCCCCAAGCUAUUUGAGUUCAGUCGCUAUACAACAAAGCAUGCCCUUUCAACAUCAGCAGCAAUGGGUUCCAUGGCCUGGAUGA